Molecule: messenger RNA, 1371 nt
Organism: Lolium rigidum
Lineage: Eukaryota; Viridiplantae; Streptophyta; Magnoliopsida; Poales; Poaceae
Product: serine carboxypeptidase-like 50
Exons: 1
Coding region: 1-1371 (456 amino acids)
Biological process (GO): proteolysis
Molecular function (GO): serine-type carboxypeptidase activity
Source: RefSeq, a predicted model, not a curated record
AUGGCUCCGCCACUUCUUCAGCUCGCCAUCGUCCUCCUCCUCGCGACGACCUCCGUCUCGCCCGCAGCCUCGGUGGUGUUCCCGAAGGAGGCGCUGCCGACCAGCUCCGGCUACCUCCCCGUCGACCCGGCCACCAACGCGUCCCUCUUCUACGCCUUCUACGAGGCCACCGACCCCGUCACCGCACCACCUGCCACGCCGCUGCUCCUCUGGCUGCAGGGCGGCCCGGGCUGCUCCGGCCUGCUGGGCGACCUCUUCGAGCUCGGCCCCUACCUCGUCACCCCCGACGGCGCCUCCCUCUCCCGCAACCCCUUCGCCUGGAACCGCCGCUUCGGGCUCCUCUUCCUCGACAGCCCGCUCGGCACCGGCUUCAGCGCCGCGCCCUCCCCCGCCCACAUCCCAACCAACCAGUCCGUCAUCGCGGAGCACGUCCUAGCCGCGCUGCAGUCCUUCUUCGACGCCAGGCCGUCGUCCUUCCGCGCGCGCCCGUUCUUCCUCACCGGCGAGAGCUACGCCGGCAAGUACGUCCCCGCGGCGGCGUCGCGCAUUCUCGCCGUGAACCCAGGUCUUCCGGCGGGGCGGCGCAUAAACCUGCUCGGCAUCGCUAUCGGCAACGGGCUCACGCACCCGGUGGCGCAGGUGGCCACGCACGCCGACUCGGCCUACUUCACGGGCUUCAUCAACGCGCGGCAGAAGCGGGAGCUGGAGGCGCUGCAGGCGGAGGCGGUCGCUCUCGCCGAGGCAGCGCGGUGGCGGGAGGCGUCGGACGCGAGGGGGAGGGCGCUGUCGUGGCUGGAGAACGCGACGGGGCUCGCCACGCUCUACGACUACGCCAAGCAGAGGCCGUACGCGUCGGCGGCCGUCGGGAAGUUCGUCAACAGCGCGGUGGUCAAGGCGGCGCUGGGCGCGCGGCCGGACGUGGUGUGGGAGGAGUGCAACGGCAUGGUGAGGGCGGCGAUGCACGAGGACAUGAUGAAGAGCGUGAAGCCGGAGGUGGAGGCGGUGCUGCUCCGGGGGCGGACGCGCGUGCUGCUGUACCAGGGCAUCCGGGACCUCCGGAUCGGCGUGGUGCCGACGGAGGCGUGGCUGAAGGAGCUGCGGUGGAGCGGGCUGCGCGCGUUCCAGGACGCCGAGCGCGCCGUGUGGCGGAUUCCUGGAGAGGGCGGGGUGGAGGAGCUCGCCGGGUACGUGCAGCGGUCGGGGGUGCUCACGCACGCCGUGGUGUACGGCGCCGGGCACCUCGUGCCGGCGGACAACGGGCGCGCCGCGCAGGAGAUGAUCGAGGACUGGGUGACGCAGACGGGGCUGUUUGGCCACAGCGGCCGCGGCCUGGGAUCGCUGGCCGGCGUUCGGAUUGAGACGGCAAGUUGA